AGCAUCGUCUAGAGCUUCUCUCUUUUGGUCUCUUGCCCACCGAAUUUCGAUUUCCGACGUCAUAAUGGCUUCUCACAACGAUGAUGAUACUAUGCCCGAGGAGACUCAGGGCUACAAGCUCUCCCAGCCGAAACAGAGCUUAGCCGAGUACAACCAGAUGGAUGCCGGGGAUGAGUCUCUCCAGCGAUACAAGCAGUCCCUUGGCCUCAGCGGCGGCAAGGACCUCUCCGAUCCCUCUGACCCUCGAGUCUGCAUUAUUAUAGCACUCAUCAUGGAGUCGCCCGGCCGAGAACCCACCGAAAUCCGGCCUUCCAACGCCGAAGAAGUGAGGAAGCUCAAGGAGACCCCUUUCCGGAUCAAAGAGGGCGCCAAGUUCACCAUGAGCGCCGAGUUCAAGGUCCAGCACGAGAUCCUGAGUGGUCUUCACUAUGUCCAGGUUGUUAAGCGAGGUCCUGUUAGGGUCUCCAAGGACUCGGAAAUGAUUGGAAGCUAUGCUCCCAACACCGACAAGCAGCCAACUUAUAUCAAGAGGUUCCACGAAGAAGAGGCCCCCUCUGGAAUGCUCGCCCGUGGCACUUACGAUGCUGUCUCCAGCUUCGUCGACGACGAUAAGAAAAAGCACCUGGAGUUCGAGUGGAGAUUCAAAAUCGCAAGUGAUUGGGACUAAAAAUACCAGGAGGACUAUUUACACCUCCAGCUAGCUAUCCAACACCCCGGCACUAUGUAGAAUUCAAGCGUUAUAAUAAAAUGCAGAGGACUGAUCUUUUAUUUACUA
Molecule: messenger RNA, 775 nt
Organism: Trichoderma virens Gv29-8
Lineage: Eukaryota; Fungi; Ascomycota; Sordariomycetes; Hypocreales; Hypocreaceae
Exons: 4
Coding region: 65-667 (200 amino acids)
Biological process (GO): Rho protein signal transduction
Cellular component (GO): membrane; cytosol; cytoplasm
Molecular function (GO): Rho GDP-dissociation inhibitor activity; protein binding
Source: RefSeq, a predicted model, not a curated record